CCAGGGCAUCAGCGGAGAUAGCAGGCUUUACUUCGCCCUCUUAGGCUAACUCGCUUUGGGCUUUGGUUCAGGAUGGACACCUCUUCGAUUUCUCGGAGCCGACGAUGCUCCUUCAUGCGCAACUGCAAAAGCGGUCUCUCCCUCUGGCUGGUGGUGUGGCUGGUCCUCGGCAAGCCAAGUCCGGCGUCGGCGUGCCCGCACCUGUGUGUGUGCUACCCGACGCCCAUGACCGUGAGCUGCCAGGCGCAGAACUUCACCUCAGUCCCGGUCGGAGUGCCCUAUGAGUCGCAGCGCGUAUUCCUCCAGAACAACCGGAUCACGGAGCUUAGAGUUGGCUCUUUUGGCUUCGGGACUCAGGUCCUGUGGCUGUUCGCCAACAACAUCACGUGGAUUGAGGCAGGGGCCUUUAGUGAGCUUAGGGACUUGGAGGAGUUGGACUUGGGGGACAAUCCCAGCCUCCACAGGCUGGAGGGGGGAGCCUUCCGCGGACUAGAAAAGCUCCAGAGCCUCCACAUGCACCGCUGCCGACUUACUGCCCUGCCCCAUGACAUCUUUCACAAGCUUUACAGCCUGCAAUUCCUCUACCUGCAGGAGAAUAAUAUCCACUUCCUGCAGGACGACAUCUUUUCUGACCUCAUCAACCUGAGCCAGCUUUUCCUGCAUGGCAACCGUAUCCGCACCCUGUCAGAGAACGUGUUUCGCGGACUGGUCAACCUCGACCGGCUACUACUUCACGACAACCGCAUCAGGCAGGUGAACCGCCGCGCCUUUCGUGACCUUGGCCGCCUUACUAUGCUCUUCCUCUUCAACAACUCCCUGGCUGAGCUGCCCAGCCAGACCCUGAGGGACACUCAGGGCAUUGAGUUCCUCCGCCUCAACGCCAACCCCUGGUCCUGCGGCUGCGAGGCCCGUGCACUGUGGGAGUGGUUCCGCGAGGCCCGUGUCUCUUCAUCAGAGGUGAUCUGCGCGUCCCCUUCCAACCGUCGCAGCCAGGACCUCCGUUUCCUUCGUGAGAUGGACUUCGCUCUCUGCCCCCUGCCAGACCCUGGCUCCAUCGCCGGCUCAACCACCACCACCUUCAGCACCAAAACCCGCUGGUGGUUCCACAAGAACAAGCCCCAGUCAUCAACGAAAGGUCUCUUCGAGAAAUCCUCCGAGACUGUCAAAGCUGGUUUGUACGGGAAAGGCCCAUCCACAACCACCUCAGUAGUCAAGUACGAGUUGGGGGAGGAAGAGUUGGCGCUGCCCAAACUCGACGCAGAAGAGUACUGGGCAAACUACGGCAACGAGGACUCAGGUGUCACCCUGCGAUGCGUUGAGCUCGAGUGUCCACCUGAGUUCGACCUGCCUCCAUCUGCCUCCUCUCCCUCGUCCUCCUCGCCCUCUUUCCUCUUACUACUAGCCCUUUCUGUUCUCAGCCUCUGCCUCAACCUCCACCUGCUAUUCGGCUGAAUCUAACUCUCAGUACUAAACCCUUUCCCCUUCCAGCCUGUUUUAAAGGCUGUGAGGAAACCUGUUAGACUCUACACCCCCUUUGCCCGCUUUGCUGUUAGCCAUUUCUCUAGGCACAGCGAGGGAGAUAGGGGGACGGUUAGAUUCUGAAUCUACCACCUACAGGGCUUAACACUUUUCAGGGCUGAUAAGAGUUCUUCAGCUAAGCUCAUGUAUCUACAAUACUAUACAGGUAUGGCUUUCUGUGUCUCACCUGUAUGGUGGAACUUAAUGAUUCCCUGCAAUCAGGGCAACGAGGGCUGAGUCCAUCACUAAUGUCAGUGCAAUUUGAUAGCAGUUGUGAAUGAUGUUGUCAAUUUUGUCAGCUCAACUUAGUUAUAAGUACUAUUGCUAUUAGUGCAUCCAAUUAACU
Anoplopoma fimbria (sablefish) is the source of this 1864-nucleotide messenger RNA. It is a transcript of the gene rtn4rl2a, whose product is annotated as reticulon 4 receptor-like 2 a. Gene Ontology annotation, cellular component: plasma membrane. The transcript has 4 exons. The coding region runs from base 73 to 1452 and encodes 459 amino acids. Gene Ontology annotation, molecular function: protein binding. NCBI's taxonomy places the organism in Eukaryota, Metazoa, Chordata, Actinopteri, Perciformes, Anoplopomatidae. The record is from RefSeq and is a predicted model, not a curated record.